Molecule: messenger RNA, 1005 nt
Organism: Eupeodes corollae
Lineage: Eukaryota; Metazoa; Arthropoda; Insecta; Diptera; Syrphidae
Exons: 2
Coding region: 31-915 (294 amino acids)
Source: RefSeq, a predicted model, not a curated record
AUUUUGUCUAGAAGUUUAUAGUAGUUAAUCAUGAGGUUCAUAGUCGUAGUCGUAGUUUUGCUAGCCAUAACGGCGUUAGCUUUAGCAGACAUCGAGGAUAACGAAAUUGAUUUAGUGCCAGAAGAGUCGAGUACAGUUGAAGUUGACUCACCCAUUUCGGAGAUCAAGCCCCGUUUUAUCAUCUCGUGGCAAGUUCGUCGUCUAUUAAAAAGACUUCGGAAGCAGAUGCCAUGUGGAUUUCCAGAUCAAGGCAUUCCUCCUCUUGCUCCCUAUCGGUUGGAAGAACUGAAAUAUGACCUUCAGACAUCAAUUCUUGAGACCUUUAAUGAAAUUUUCCAUUUCAAAAUCGAUGGUUUGGAUAAUUUUAAAAUUAAAAAAUUCACCCUAAACUUGAUUAAACGUCGUAUUCAAUUUGACUUUCUUUUUAAGAAAAUUAAAUUCACUGGAAAAUAUACCACCGACACCUUGUUGAAUGCUAUGAACAGUCUUGGCAUUAAACUUAGUUACGAAGGCAAAGGUGAUCUUGAUUUGAGUUUGGAAAAAAUGUCGCUUAAGGGCGAAUUGAAGUAUAAACUUCCAGUUCUCUUUGGAUCAGCCAAAAUCACGGAGUUCUAUGCUUUGUUAACUAUUGAAAAAUGCAAAUCGAAUAUAUCAGAACUCGGAGGUAAUGGAAAGUUGAAUCGUCUGCUGAAUGAUAAGAUUGAGAGCUCAAUAGUCGACGGGAUUAAUGAUAAUCAAGAUGAUAUUAGUGCAAAAAUGGAAGAAAUGUUUGUACCGAAAGUGAAUAAAGCAUUAAAGGGAAUCAAUUUCUGGGAUAUUUGGGAUAAGAUCUUCAAUGGUGAUUCCAGUGAGGAGGAAGUUGAUGGUGAUGAUGACGAUGAUAUUUGUAUUCCGCCACCAGAUCCUUGGGCAUGAGGAACAAAAUUUUGUUAUAUUUUUGAAUAAAUCAAAUCGACAUUGUGAAAAUUCGCAAAGUAAAAUGAAGAGCAUUUUGUUAUCAAUUAU